UCUGUUCAGACUAUGGAAAUUUUAUCUGUAUUUUUAUGUAUUUCCUUUUUUCUUUCAUUGAUUACAGCUGCCAUCAUAGACAACACAGUACCCAGGACAGAUGCUGACGGGAAUCUAAUGGAUGUCCAUGAUGGGAAUGUUGAGAGAUGGGAAGAGAACAACCUUUUCCAUUGGUACGGGAUGGGCUACCAGGAUUGUGAGCUUGAGAAAGGAAUUAUACCGCCAAGAAAUUGUCCCGGAAUCUAUUCUGAGUUUGGAAGAUGCGGGUUUAGAAAUGAUCAUGCUGUAAACCUUUACACUUCUCCAGACCUACACAACUGGACAUUUGUUGCUGAUAUCUUUCCUGUAGAAAGUAGACCAGAAGGAAUAUACUUUAGACCCAAAGUGAUUUUCAACAAAAAGAACAAGGAGUAUGUGCUGUGGAUCAAUUAUCUUGCGCCGGCAAGCUCCCCUCUGGCAUCUUAUCCUGAUGCCAGAUUGAUGGUGGCUGUCUCCCCUUCCCCAUCUGGACCUUUUACAAUUGUAACAGAAAAGGCUGGUAUUGAAGAAAGUGGAGGAGGAGAUUUUAAUCUCAUGAUCGACCCUAAUGAUGAAAAUGCAGCAGCUUACAUUGCAUAUGAUGCUUGGGGUAAUAAUCAUGCUUUAGUGAUUGAACAACUGACACCAAACUACUAUGAUGCUCUGGGAUCUUUAGCUAGCACAGGAUCAAUAUCUCCUAUAAACAAUGAAGCUCCCAUUCUCUUUGAGAGGUCUGGUUGGUACUACCUGCUGUACGGACAUACAUGCUGCUUUUGUGAGCAGGGAAGCGGGGCAGAGGUUUGGGUUUCCCAGCAUCCACUUGGACCUUGGAUAAACAUGCAUACAGACAUCAACCCUGGGUUUCUAGGGGUCAGGGAUAUCAAAGCUCAAUGCAACUAUGUGAUAACCCUGCAGCUUGCUGAUGAGGAACCAGAGUACCUGUACACUGGAGAUCUGUGGUCGUCUUCUCCUGAUAAUCUGAAAUCUCAUGAUAUUCAAUACUGGUCUCCACCAUUACAGUUUGAUGAUACUGUUAGCCCACCCGCAAUCCUUCCAAUGCAAUUUGUGGAGAGGUUCACACUUCAUGUUUAAUUUGCUGAACCUCCAUCUUGGAAUUUGUUGAUUAGGUGUCUCAAAGCAUACAAUAGAUAGAACAGAUUAAUGCUAAUGUCUGUUACAGAAUCGUGGGAAGGCAAGAUGAUAAGCAUUUCAGAGAUGAAAAAUAAUUUAUUUUUGCACACAGCAAAUUCGACAAAAUGUCAUUUUAGCGUUAAAUCUUCGUUUUUAAUUUGGUUUUAAUUUUACUGUUACAUAUUAAACAAUCUACAUUCAUAUUUGUACAAUAUACAUUUGAAGAAUACAUAGAAUUUCUUAAGACAUAA
Messenger RNA from Eurytemora carolleeae, 1400 nucleotides. RefSeq lists its product as uncharacterized. Bases 13 to 1110 code for a protein of 365 amino acids. Gene Ontology annotation, molecular function: hydrolase activity, hydrolyzing O-glycosyl compounds. Lineage: Eukaryota; Metazoa; Arthropoda; Copepoda; Calanoida; Temoridae. The record is from RefSeq and is a predicted model, not a curated record. The transcript has 2 exons. Gene Ontology annotation, biological process: carbohydrate metabolic process.